AUGAGCGCCGUAGGGGAUGUCGGGGCGGUUAAGUAUAACCUCGAUGGUUUCAUUCUUGAUGAUAUGUUCCUGAAGAAUAUGUCGGAACUUUAUGAAGGUAUUCUGAAGCCAAUUGCAGAUAUCAAUUUCGAGGAACAGUACAGUAUCGUGAAGUAUCUGGUUAACGAAUUGUCUCAGAAGAGAAAAAAUGCAUCAGAUAACAAGGUAGAUGACGACAAGUACAUGGCAGCUACCAUUGCCUUCGAGAUGAUCCAAUAUGUAAUCGAUACGUGUGACUACAAGUUGGGUGAACGAAUGAAGGAUUUGAAGUACAGGAGGGAUGAAAAAUCGGUCAGUGAGCUUGACAAACUGAAAAAUUUGAAGUUCAACCUCAAAUACGUCAACAAGAAGGGGUUUGUUGCUUACCAAUGCAACGAAAAGUUGGAGGUCAUCUAUCACAAAGACCAAGAAUCAAGGAAUACGUUUUGUUUCCUGAAUGAUUUCAUGUUCGCUAUGAUGGAACUAAGAGAACACGACGACCUACAGUAUAAUCCUGUUUGUGGAAAUGGGAAUGAGUAUGAUAGGUCUGAAUGGGAACACAUGCUGGUAUGCAACGAAUGUUUCAAUGCCAACAUCAAGAAGGUUUUGGCUUUCAUGAAGAAGAUCAUUGGUCAAGCGUACAGUAAGAUCAUGGAAUUUCCACUGGAACAGAUAAGGUUUUACCUGAAGUUGUUUGAUGUUUUCAUCAUCCCUUGCAAAACUCUCUUGGAAUGUUACAAUUUCAAAUCUGGGAAGUUUUCUUCUUUUGAGUUUAUGAACUUCAAGAGCUUCUACUACAAUAUCAUGCAACAUCAUGAUAAUCCCACUCAAUUGGAAUGUCUUCAAUGUCAUGAAUACUUCAGCAUUAUGGGUAUCUACGACAUUCUCUUUCUUGAUACUGCCAAAAAAAGCAACGAUUACAGGAUGCUCAGGAAUGAAAUCAUAGGGAAGAAUGAUGAGAUGAAACAGCUUGUGGAUGAAUUGCCAUCAUACAAAGCAAUCAUAGAUCAGUGGGAAUCGAAGAAGAUCAAGUAUGACGUCUGCAGUCUUUUCGAACAUUUCAACACUGUGAAAGAUAUUUUAUGCGUUCACGGAGGUAUGAAUGAUUUGUUCACCAGACAAGCAUUCCAGGAGCUUUGUUUGCCUAUCCUGAGGUCUUUGGAUGCAGUGUUGAAUGGAAACAAGGACACGUUGCAAACAUCUCUGAAAGAUGUGUAUGAUCCGGUCAUUGCGAACAUUGUAGCGUGCAUUGAUGGCAAGUGUAUCCAAGAACACAUUAAGACCAUUGAGAAGCUCAGAGAUGAAGGAGUGCAGUCUUUAAUCAUGAAGGAGUGUGGUCAGGAGACUAAAGGAUUCAUGUACCAGUUUAAUGAGCCGGAGUUCGUUGAAGUGUACGAUUUGGUUAGAGCCAUCAUCAAGCUCAACGAGGAUUAUCACAGUGGGUUCAACCAGUUCGUUUGCUGUGACCAAGGCACUGGCAAGAAUGGUGAAUUGGUGGCCGAGUACAAGAUGAUUCAUCCUCUGAUGCCUUUGUUGCACUUCAGAUUCAAACUGGAUGAGUUUGAUUGGGUGGGCCUCUUGAAGAACGUCAUGUCUACAAGCGCCGAGUUCUUUUCUGUCUGGAAGGAACAAUUGAAGGCACAAACGGGUUCCAUUCCUAUGAUGAUGGAUAUUGUGAUGUAUCCGAUUAAGUUCUUGAUGACCUUCAUGCACUCAAUCGUGGAGCCUGAGCUGGAUAGCAAGUACACCGAUGAAAUGGAAAAGUAUGUUUGUGCGAUCCAGACUUUUUUGAAUGAUGUCCAUUCAAUCAUUGAAUUUCGAAAAGUUCCACCGGGAUACAAUGACAUGGUUGAGAAGAUCAAAGUGAUCCGUCAAGAGAUUGAAAGGCGAAAUGUUCAAUUUGAACGUUUCAGAAAGAAUUUUAUGGAAGAUAUCAAGGAGAUUCAAGGAAAUAUCCAGGCAAUCAACCAAGACCAAGAGAUCGAAGCUCAGGACAAGCAGUUUGAAGCAGAGAUCCAGGCAAUCAACCAAGACCAAGAGAUCGAAGCUCAGGACAAGCAGUUUGAAGCAGAGAUCCAGGCAAUCAACCAAGACCAAGAGAUCGAAGCUCAGGACAAGCAGUUUGAAGCAGAGAUCCAGGCAAUCGACCAAGACCAAGAGAUCGAAGCUCAGGACACCGACAAUCAAGCAGUCAAGAAAAAGACAAUGAAACGGAGAGUUGGUGGCAUCGAAAUCGACAACAUUAGAACUGAAGGAAAGAGACUGCGCGUUGCCACUCCAGCCAUGCAGGCAUGGAGGGAGAAAAUUCUGAAGAAGAGGAAUUGA
Messenger RNA from Guillardia theta CCMP2712, 2343 nucleotides. RefSeq lists its product as hypothetical. Lineage: Eukaryota; Cryptophyceae; Pyrenomonadales; Geminigeraceae. The record is from RefSeq and is a predicted model, not a curated record. The transcript has 2 exons. Bases 1 to 2343 code for a protein of 780 amino acids.